UUUGAGGAGGACAUAAAUCACUUGAGGAGCAUCGGAGAUCACCAACAUCCAAAACUUGAGGAUCAUCGGGAGAUCACCAACAUCCAAAACAUUUACCAAGAAUAAAAAUGAAGACAGUUGCCGUUGUCCUGUUAAUUUUCUGCUUUGGCCUUUCUACAGUUGAAAACACAAAAUGCUAUGAGUGCCGUCAAUCUAAUGCUCAAUCGUGCGAGGGUAAAGAAGUUGAUUGCCCAAAAGGCAGCUCUUGUAUGACUAUCUCUACAAAGACUGGACUCAAUCACACCUACUACGCCAUUCAGAAACGCUGCUCUAUGAAUAUGAAAUGCAAUCAUAGCAUGUAUGCCUAUGCUAGUGGCGACGUUUACUUUGACCUGUCAAUUGAUUGCUGUGAGGGAGAUCUUUGCAACAGUGGCGGUGUUAUUAUUAAAAAUACAACCUAUGACUACAAUGGGCCUGAAUGUCCAGUUUGCUCUUCAGUCGAUUCCUUGGACAUUUGUGAGGCUGUUAGCACUACAGUCUGCAGAAACAAGACUGACUAUUGUAACUAUUUCACUGGACAUCUCGAAAGACCAGAUGGUGUUAAAACCCAAUUUACUGCACGGGGAUGCAUGUCGGAAACGAGUUGUUCGUACGACUUCAGCCAAAUAGUUGGAUUAAAAGUGUCUGACGUUAAAGCAGGCUGCAAAGGUUACAAACACAAUCCUAAGCCCAAUCCAGAGCCAGAAAAUUGACAUCAAUUCACAUUGAAAGAAAGGUGGAACCCCAAUCAGCUAGGGGAACAAUUAAAAAUAUAUGUAUAUGUUGUGUUUUACCACACACUACCUUCUGCUCUUCUUCUUCUUCUUCUUCUUCAUUUAUUCACUUCCAUGUUGACCUUGUAUAAACGCCACUACAGUAGCGCACAGCUGUGAUGACAGUUUGUUUUCUAAUUUAUUACAUCCUAUUAUCUUACAAAAUGCUGGCACCUCCUUUUUUAACCCCUUAAAUCAGGCCGCUGUGCGCAUUUAUGUAGAAACACAACGCAGCAUUUAUAUGGCAACACAACCACCUUCACCAAUAGCAUUUGGCCACUGUUUAUGGACAGGAGCCGCAGAUUGGCUCCCGAUUAACAACAAUCACAAUAAUCAUGACUGGAAAUAUUGCUUCUGCCACCAGAAAGUAAGAAACUAGCCAGCUGGAAGAGUUAAAGAUAAUGUGUGGUAAAUAAUGGAUUAUGGAACAUUAUAGCCUAAUUGAACCUUCAAUUUAAAUUAGCUGCUGGUGCACUUUAGGCCUUUGAUGAUUAUUAUUUGUUGAUUAUAUAUGUAGGAAAAGCUUUGCUAUAUGCUUUCAACUGCUCAAAAAGUGCACCUUCUUGUAACUGCCAAGGCUUUGUACCUGGACACUAUCCAGAGCUGUAAGCUUUUGCAUUAAAAAUGCUUUAAUCUGCAACCAAA
This is a messenger RNA of Rana temporaria (common frog), 1436 nucleotides long. RefSeq names its product phospholipase A2 inhibitor and Ly6/PLAUR domain-containing protein-like. The record is from RefSeq and is a predicted model, not a curated record. Lineage: Eukaryota; Metazoa; Chordata; Amphibia; Anura; Ranidae. Bases 108 to 731 code for a protein of 207 amino acids. The transcript is spliced from 5 exons.